AGAGAAUCUGAUUACAGUUCUAGUGGGUCAGUUUUUAGGAGGAAGCGUCACCGAACAGUAUAACAAAAGUUUUAGGAUGGCAGACAAAGUUUUGGAUCAAGAACCAUGGACAGGAUGUGCCGUUCUGUUUCUGCAGUCGCUCUGUCCGGAUGCAAACCUGCUCUCCCUCUAUAAAAACCAGCAGGGAAAGUUCAUCUUUUUUAAAGUCAUCAAACUCACACUCAUAGAUUCUGCAGGAGGUCUGGGCGGGUACGAGAUACUUAAGGUUCACGAUGCCGAUCCUUUCCUCGGAGUGGAGGUGAAGUUUAUGGAUAUAGUAGUGUGUCAGCAAUUCCUGGAGAGCUACAGCUCUGGAGCGGUGCGUCAUUCCAUCUCCCAACAUGCCUGUCGGCUCCUCGCUGUGGCACAAGAGUUCACCGUGGAGACGCAGCUGAAGGCCGGAACACACGUCUUGGAUCGAUGUCUGGACAAGCUCGAGCUUUGUCUACAGCAAAUUCACCAGUCACAGCCCGAGCGCCUGCGUGAUGAAGAGAUCGAUCGGCUGGAGCAGCAGCUGCAGCUCGAGGUCCUCGGGCCUCCUCCGUCCCAGCGGAUCUCGAUCAGACAGCAAGUCCCCAGCAACUGCUUCACGUUUCAGAAUAAAGUAUUUGAGGAUCGAAUGCUGACGACAGCAGAUGUUCAGAGCUUUGCUAAUGGCGUGGGCCGUCAGUGGAAGCAUGUGGGGAGGACCCUGGGGAUGGAGUGCCGCGCUUUGAAGGAUACGGCCAUUGACAACCUGGCCUACGAGUACGCCAGAGAAGGCCUGUACGAGCAGGCCUAUCAGCUCCUCAGUCGCUUCAUCCAGGCGGAGGGGAGGGCGGCCAAGUUGAGCCGGCUGAUCAAAGCGCUGGAGGACUGCAAACUCACCGGCCUGGCCGAGUCUAUUCUGGACAUACAGCCAUGAGACUAAUGCCGUGCACUUUUUGUGGCGUACAUGAACACGAAGGUGGACUGGUCACGAAGGGGGCGUGCCUCGUCUCUGUUGACUUUGUCUUUCCUGCUUUUACAUACGGAAUGUCUGAUCUUGAUUGAAAUCGUUGAAAAUGA
This is a messenger RNA of Hippocampus comes (tiger tail seahorse), 1086 nucleotides long. RefSeq names its product tnfrsf1a-associated via death domain (gene tradd). NCBI's taxonomy places the organism in Eukaryota, Metazoa, Chordata, Actinopteri, Syngnathiformes, Syngnathidae. The transcript has 5 exons. Gene Ontology annotation, cellular component: tumor necrosis factor receptor superfamily complex. Gene Ontology annotation, molecular function: transmembrane receptor protein tyrosine kinase adaptor activity. Bases 77 to 943 code for a protein of 288 amino acids. The record is from RefSeq and is a predicted model, not a curated record. Gene Ontology annotation, biological process: positive regulation of canonical NF-kappaB signal transduction; extrinsic apoptotic signaling pathway.